CGCAUGCGUGGUAAUUUGGCAGGAAAGACACUUGGCCGAAUGUAAAUAAACUGUCAACGGGAUGGUUCAGGCAGGCAGAGAGGUUGUGUUACUUUAAGUGCUAAGAUGAUGUACCAGUCCUCAAGUGAAGACGAAUCAGAGAAUGAAACGAACGAAGAUGAGAUCACAGACGUUCUUAAUCCCCAAAACAACAGUGCAGAACAGCAGAGUCUGUCUACUAGCGGACAAAGUGGGGAUAAUUUACCAAGUCUCUUGCCUCAUGGCCGGUCAAACAGUAUCCGACCCUCAAGUCCAAGUCCGUCCCUUCAUAGUGACAGAACAGAAAAAGGGGCUGACGACACGGAAAAAUUGGAAAGGGAAGAGGAAGAGAGAAAGAAAAGGCUUCAAUUAUAUGUUUUUGUGAUGAGAUGUAUAGCGUACCCUUUCAAUGCUAAACAACCAACUGACAUGGCCAGACGACAAACUAAAGUAACAAAACAACAACUACAAACGAUUAAGGAUAGGUUUAAUGCAUUUCUUAAUGGUGAAACUAGUAUUGUUGCUGAUGAGGCAUUUACAAAUGCAGUGCAGAGUUAUCAUGAAGUCUUUCUAAAGAGUGACCGCGUAGCAAAUAUGGUUAAAAGUGGUGGUUGUUCUGCAAAUGAUUUUAGGGAAGUAUUUAAAAAUAAUAUUGAAAAAAGGGUAAGGAGCUUACCUGAAAUUGAUGGAUUAAGCAAAGAAACGGUUUUAAGUUCAUGGAUGACAAAGUUUGAUGCAAUAUUUAGAGGAGAGGAGGAUCCAAGAAAGCAGCCCCAACGGAUGACAACUGCAGCAUCUGAACUGAUUUUAAGCAAGGAACAACUUUAUGAAAUGUUCCAAAAUAUUCUCAAUGUCAAAAAAUAUGAACAUCAAAUUUUAUACAACGCCUGUCAGCUGGACAGUGCUGAUGAACAGGCAUCCCAAGUACGACGGGAACUGGACGGGAGACUGCAUCAGGUGGAACAGAUGUCCAGGUUGAGGAAGCACCCGAAGUUUGUUGUGAAGGAGAUGGAGAGUAUGUAUGUUGACGAGCUCAAGUCAGCCAUCAAUCUGCUCAUGGCCAACCUGGAGAGUCUGCCAGUCAGCAAGGGUAGCACGGACUCCCGCCUACAGAAACUCAAACGCUACAACAGGACACAUCCAUCUUCACUUUCCAAAAUGGAUAUAUCGGAUGACACGGAACCAGGACUCUCCAAACUGGACGUUGUCCUGUCAUUCACUCUUGAGGUGCAUGUUGUAGAGGUCAAAGGUCUCCGCUCACUGGCCAAUAGUAAGAUUGUCUACUGUACUAUGGAGGUGGAAGGAGGAGAAAAACUUCAGACAGAUCAGGCAGAGGCUUCCAAACCAAGCUGGGACACCCAGGGAGACUUUACGACGACCCAUCCUCUGCCUAUCGUCAAGGUGAAGCUGUACACUGAGAGCUCUGGCAUGCUCAGUCUAGAGGACAAGGAACUCGGCAAGGUUGUUAUCCGACCAACAGCCAACAGUGGACGCAUGGCCGAGUGGUACCGUAUGCAGACCAAUAAAAACUGCCCAGACGAUCUCAAGAUCAAAAUCGCUGUCAGGAUGGACAAACCACAAAACAUGAAGCAUUGUGGAUACCUAUAUGCUGUGGGAAAGACUGUCUGGAAGAAAUGGAAGAAGAGAUAUUUUGUUCUAGUUCAGGUGUCUCAGUAUACAUUUGCCAUGUGUAGUUACCGGGAGAAGAAACCAGAUCCCACUGAGAUGAUGCAGCUUGAUGGAUUCACUGUGGACUACUGUGAACCGCUCCAAGAUGUUGAGGGCGGAAGGUUUUUCUUCAACACAGUCAAAGAGGGUGAUAAUGUGACGUUUGCGGCCGAGGAUGAGAAUGAGCGGACACUCUGGGUACAGGCUGUUUACCGUGCGACCGGACAGACCCACAAGCCAGUGCCACCUGUUGUACAGACCAACAAGAUCUCAAACACCCAAAUCUCUCGUAUGCAGGGGGAUGCUGACCGUGCCAGGAAACAUGGCCUGGAUGAGUUUGUCCAGGCCAAUCCCUGUAUCUUUGACCACCAUGAGUUGUUCACAACACUGCAAGUUCUGACCCUGGAUUACAGACUCAAUGAUGCUUACACUUGUCUGGGCUGGUUCAGUCCUGGUCAGGUGUUUGUACUAGACGAGUACUGUGCCAGGUACGGUGUACGUGGCUGUCAUCGACACCUGUGUUACCUGAGUGACCUACUGGAGAGGGCGGAACAAGGUGUGAUGAUCGACCCCACCCUUAUACACUACAGCUUCGCAUUCUGCGCCUCGCAUGUUCACGGAAAUAGACCUGAUGGCAUAGGCACAGUGCUGCUGAGAGAGAAGUCCAAGUUUGACGAGAUCAAAGAGAGGUUGAGAAUACUACUGGAGAAUCAGAUCACUCACUUCAGGUACUGUUUUCCGUUCGGCAGACCAGAAGGAGCCUUGAAAGCAACCCUGUCUCUCCUGGAAAGGGUUCUGAUGAAGGAUAUUGUAACACCUGUUCCGCCAGAGGAGGUGAGGAAUGUUAUCAAGCUUUGUCUGGAGAAUGCAGCCCUGGUAAACUAUACAAGAAUAUCUGAAUAUGCAAAGAUCGAAGGAAGAAAAGAAUCAUACAGUGACGAAGUGACACCCAAAAAGAGGCUUGAUGACGUUCUCCACUUGGCAGAGCUGUGUAUUGAGGUACUACAGCAGAACGAAGAGCAUCACGCAGAGCAGUUUGUCGCGGCAUUUGCGUGGUUUAGCGACCUGCUGGUAGAACACGCUGAGAUAUUUUGGUCGCUGUUCGCUGUUGACAUGGACGCUGCACUGGAAAUGCAGCCUCCAGAUACCUGGGACAGUUUUCCGUUGUUUCAGUCCCUCAAUGAUUACCUCCGCAAUGAUGAGAGUUUAUGCAAUGGAAAAUUCCACUUACACCUGAGAAACGUAUUUGCACCACAAGUCGUCCGCUAUGUAGAUCUGAUGGAAUCUUCUAUCGCCCAGUCCAUACACAAGGGCUUCGAACGAGAAAAGUGGGACCCUCAGGGAAACGGAUGUGCUACCUCUGAAGAUAUGCUGUGGAAGUUGGACGCACUCCAGUCAUUUAUACGUGACUUACACUGGCCCGAGGAAGUGUUUGCUGAGCACCUGGACCAUAGGCUGAAACUGAUGGCCGCUGAUAUGAUAGAGGCUGCAGCCAAACGGACAUUAAAAUCAUUCGAGGCCUGGCUGAAAAAAGGAGGGAAAGGCACAGACUAUAUCGCGUACGCGGAGAUGUGCGUCAUGAUGAACGUUAUCAUCGACUGUAAAAACCGGGCCUUACAUCUCUGUGCGUUGGAUAGUGGUGAAAACAUGCACCAGUACCAUACCAAAAUUGAGGAAUUUCUGGACCGGGUUCAAAUGCAGAUGGUGAAAUGCCUCAUCGAAAAGUUUUUACAGGUGAUGGAAUCUGUCUUUGCUAAGUUAGCCAGAUACGACGAGGGAACUUUUUUCUCUUCCAUUCUGUCUCUCACGAAACCAGUGAAUGAACUAGGGAAAUCUUAUGUGGAUUUCAUGAGAGCCAAUCUGGAACAGCUCAGACAAAAGAUUGCUGAUGAACUAUUCACACUGUCCAUAUUUGAGCAAUGGUAUACGGGUCAGAUGAAGAUGAUCUGUGAUUGGCUGACUGACCGCCUUGACCUCUCCCUCCAUGUGUACCAGCUGACUUGUGUAAUGACCAUUAAUAGGAAAUGUUUUUCCGACUUUGAGUUACAAGGCGUGCCAGAGAGUACACUAAAUACCAAGACUUACCAGACAGUGUGUAGUCGCCUACAGGUGGAGGAGGCCACCCAGUCUGUCACACAGCCAGAGAACAGUCGUACAGCUCGCUUCCUCGGGGGAGGGGCAGGCAGCAGUAACGCUAGCAAUGCAAGCGGAGAGGAAUCGGACUACUAGAACACAGAGAACACGUUCAAAGGAGCAAAUCGGUUAAAUGUCAUUGAUAAAAAAACAGUGUGUUAAGUCAGUUAGGUUUAUGUGACAGAGGCUUAUCCUGACUAGUAGGGAGUCAAAUGAAGUGUCGUCGUAAAAUGGACACGGGAUAAUUAGCCUAACAUGCCUGGAGGUAUGGUUCAGUGAACUGUUUUCCGAAAAAAAAUAUUGUCUAUAGUAAUUAAAGAUGAAGUUCACAAUAAAUAAAUAUCACAAAAAAUUAGAUAUAGGCCCUUCUGUAAGUGUUAUUAAGUAGAUAUAUCAUGUUAAAGAGAUGUUGUUUCAGAUUAAACCAUGGCCAUUCUUACUGGUCAUAGGUGAGGUUUGGUAGCUUAAGUUAUUUGAUGAUCCGUAAGGUAGAUCAGAAAAUCAUGAGUAUAUUUCAGAAUAGAAAAAAUGGGUAUGGGUCUAAAAGGUCAACAAAAGGUCACUGGUCGUAAAUGUGUAAGUUAUGUAAUGUGUGAAAAUGUUGUGACACAGAGGUAAUGGUUACGACCAAAUGAGAUGUACUGGCACCUUGUGUACUCCAGAGGUUAGACCUGUAUGACUUGUUAUGUAGACCCUCAAUUAUCAUACUGAUUCGUAUGACUUGGUGUGUAGACCGUCAGUUAUCAUACUGAUUUCGAAUGACUUGGUGUGUAGACCGUCAGUUAUCAUACUGAUUUCAAAUGACUUGGUGUGUAGAUCGACCCUCAGUUAUCAUACUGAUUUCAAAUGACUUGGUGUGUAGACCGUCAGUUAUCAUACUGAUUUCGUAUGACUUGGUGUGUAGACCGUCGGUUAUCAUACUGAUUUCAAAUGACUUGGUGUGUAGACCGUCAGUUAUCAUACUGAUUUCAAAUGACUUGGUGUGUAGACCGUCAGUUAUCAUACUGAUUUCAAAUGACUUGGUGUGUAGACCGUCAGUUAUCAUACUGAUUUUGUAUGACUUGGUGUGUAGACCAUCGGUUAUCAUACUGAUUUCGUAUGACUUGGUGUAUAGACCGUCAGUUAUCAUACUGAUUUUGUAUGACUUGGUGUGUAGACCCUCAAUUAUCGUACUGAUUUAGAGACAAGUUGUGAUAUUCACAUUGAUAGAUUUAGUGAUACAGCGUCAUUUCCUGGUUAAAACAGGUGAAACGAUUAUACCUGGGGUGUUUACAUUGAAACCUGUCUAUAAACGCCACUUAAUUGAGAAAAGUGACCUUUAUAGGCAGGUGGCCUUUAUAUACAGUGUUCAGUGAAUCAUGUUACAUUGGAAAUCAAAGUAGAUGGCCUCUGAAGACAGGUUUGACUAGAUAUUGUACUAGAUACAGUUGAGUAAUGAACAUGAUGAAAUACCUGAAUAUUCCUCACUAAGUUCAAGUUCAACAUUACAGGCCAUUUUGACUUCAGUAUACCUUAGUUUGAAUUACUAGUGAUAUGACCUUCUUGUCUCAUAGUUAGUAAAUAGGCUUUGUCACAUGACAAAAUAAUCUCAUUCAUCAAUAAAGCUCAUUUAGAUAAACUACUGUGUUCAGCUCCCUUUUAGGACAGUUAUAUAUCAUUCCUUUGAACAAAUGAGAAUUUUUUUCAAAUGAAGUUUCUGGUUAACUUCAGAUUGAAUCUUAAUAUUUUAGAAUUGUUUUCUUUAUAGACGAAAUGGUAUUAUGUCCAUCAAUGAUUUUUAUCUCUCUUUUAAUUUAAAUAAGAAGCAUACCAUGAUAUUAAAAUGCAUUUAUUCCUGUAUUUUAGAACGGAUCUCAAAAGUAUUCCUUGUAGUACAUAUAAUAUUUGAUGAUAAUGGUAGUCUCCUUUUUAUCAUUAGGCAUACAUGUGGCUGUAGGAACAAAUUCAUGUGUACAUUCUGAUGUGUACGGUAGAUAACCCUGUCUACCUGUAUAUCACAUACAUUUCAUUUCUUCAUACUAACAGGACAUUAAUUCACAGCUCAUUUAGCGUGUAAUGUCUUCCGUUACAUAAAAAUAGUCCGUGUGAUAUUUCAUAUUCUGUAUUUGUCGCAAAUUUACAUGAGAAAUAUUGAAUUGAUCAUGUGUGUUUUUAGAAAUUCAUUGUAUGUAUGUACAUGUAACAGUUCAUCUCUUAUAUAUCAUUGUUACUUGUAGUUCGUGUAAAUAUCUAUUGUAUGUAGAUAUACAGGUUUAAGUCGACUUACAGAUACAUUAUGUAUAUAAACUAGCUGUCAGCCAUCACUUUCUCAAUACUUGUGCUCAGGUGAAAGUUCCAACCCAGUGCAAUACAAAACAAAAUUUGUAAGUGUAUAAAUGUUAAUAUUAUAACAAUUAAUGACAGUAUGCACUAUAUGUGGAAAAUAGUUUUCAUAUUCUCUCUUCAAAACAAAUAAAAAAUGCAUGUAAAAAUAUAACUUAAAACUAAAACAUUCAGUACUAAUAAGAUUUUUCAUGGAAUUCAUUCCAUUGCAAAAUAACUGUGUUAGUUUGAUUACAUCAAUUUUUACUCUCUAUUGAACAAAAAACAAAAAACAAAAAAACUAAUAUGUUUGAUUUGUUUUGGAGUUACUAGAUAUUGGGUUGAGUUGGGCUUAAACUUCUUUGAGACAAGCAAUCGAGUGUGAGACGCUGUAUUAAGAUUAGUAUAGACUUUGUGAUCAUGAGGUUUUGUGUAGUAUGUUUGAGAUUUCCUCACUUUCAUUGUAGAGAUUCAGCCACGGAGUAACAUUAAGCAAUGAUUUAUACUUUGUGAAUGGUGUUUGAGCUAUGUAGAAGAAUGAGUUGUUUUUUUUCGUUUUUUUUUUUUUUUUUUGAGAAUGUUAUUUUGCACAUGAAAAUGUUAUAGUUGAGAUGCGUUAUCGUUGACAUUUUAAAUUACCUUAUGAAUUCUCUAAUAUAUAUAAAGAUGUUUAGCCAACUAGAAUCUUACCAUCUCUCUGAAAUUUAUGCCAACUAACAGUAUUUGCUGGAUAAUGAUGUGACAAUCUUGAUAUCCAGGGUUAUACCACAAUCCAAACGGUUUCGACCAGAGAUGUUUGUUAAUGAAAUAAGAACAGGUCUUCUGUUGCAUAUAGACAAGCCUCGAUAAAGCUUUACAAGGCUUGUUUUAAUAUGAGACCAUUAUACACAUCCAUAAAGAUUUAAUUAUGACCAAAAUUUUACUUUUUGAAAACUGAUGAACCGGCUUGUCUGCACAGGUCCCAUCUUCAUGGGACAGAACCAAAAAUGUCCUUCAUUCCAUUUAAUACCAGCAGACGACCGUUUCAAAAGAUUUUAAACAAUUCCGUAUAGAUCAUGACAUCACAUAAUUGGCCUGUUAUCCAGUGCCCGUGUAAUAUUCAUUUACAUAUGUCAAAAGACACUCAAGUGUUAUAUACUCUGUAGUGUUUUUCAUUGGCUCAUAAUAUGGAAAAUGAUAUGACGUCAUGAAUUGUGAAUGGCGCUAUAAAAUGGCUGUCCCCUUUUGAUUAAAUCCACCAUAUUUUGACCAUAAAACCUGUCAAAUUGUAAGUUUUCUGAGUAAUGUGAUAAAAAGUAUCUUAAAUUUGUUUUGUGUCAUUUGAGAUUUUAUGAAACUUAUCUCGAAAUUUUAAUUUUUGCUCGGCAUUGCUCACAAAAAGAAAAAACUUCUAAGACCUGUUUCAUAAAAUUUCAUAUGAAAUGAAAACUCAUUUAGGACCCUAUAUAUCUUAUCACUCAUGACAUUUUGACGUUGGUCUAGAUUCAAGGUCAUUUUAGCAUUCCAGUACCUAUGUAUUUAUCAAAAGUUGUCGUGACUAGUCUCCUUUGGUUUAUGUCGUUAAGUUGGCCAAUAUUUACGAAGAUGGGUAAAUAUGUGUUAAGUUACUUUAAGGGUGAUAGAAGUUAUUGUCUGUCACAUGUAAAGAAAAUGUAAGAUGGUAUAGUUUAUACACAACAGAAUCCGGAGAAAAAAUUCUUCUUAAGUACAACUUUGAUGACCCAAAGGUACAUCUUAAGUACAACUUUGAUCACUAAAAGGUACAAAAAAAUUCCCUCUUGUUGAAAGAUUUGAAAACUUAAUAUUCAAAUCUUUUUAUGUAUAUGGAUUUUUAUUUACAAGAAACAUGUUAAAGAAAUAAUAGUACAUUCCAUUAUGUUAAAAAAUCUGUUUAUUUGAUUGGUUGUGAACAAAAAAACUAAAAUGAAAAAAACAUGCCAGACUUUCCACUAUCUGUGCAAUGGUGACGACUGUUCAAGUUUAAUUUUGUUUAUGAUUUUAAAGAAAAUAAUAUGUUUACAUUAUAUAGCAACAGCCCCAUGAAGCUUUUGUUACAUGUUUAUAUGUAGUGUUUAGAGAACUUAUUUAUUAAAUUUCUGAACGAACAUGUUAUAGCAUGUAUAUAUUUGUUAUAUAUUUUGUUAAAUGGCAAUGGUAAUUUCCUUCUGCCUUUUCUGAUUAUUUAUAUUAAUACAUUUCUCGUUAUGUUGUGUCUGGACCAAGGACUCCUGGGAGAGUAUUUCAUGGUGAUUUUGAAGGAAAUACAGGGUCAUGAUGUGCUGGAUUCAAACUUAGAGCAAUCUUAUUAAAUUUUCUAUAUCUUGUACAUGCCGUCUAGAAUAGUAUAUACAUUCCUUAGCUAUUUGUAGAAUUAUUUCAAAAUCUAUAAAAGCUUCUUAAUUCCAUAUCCAUGAAGAAAUCAAUUAAAUAUAUUAAUGCUUUUAAUGAACAACUACGCUAACUUUUUUAUAUCCAGGAUCAUUUUUGAUUCUAGAAAUCCUAUUUAUGGUAUUGGACAAAUUAUUACUAAUUUCAAAAUUGUGUCUUCGACAAUUUUGCUUUAGAUUUUAAGUGGUAUUAUUUAUAGACAGCAUUUAUGUUCUUCGUUACUAUAUUUGUUUUUUGUUUAUUUAUGGUUGUUUCACAAUUUAUUUUUAUCAAUUAUUUUACUUAUACACAAUGAAAUCCAAAUACAUAGUGUAGCUUAUUAUGAUAUAUAGGAGAUUGCCUUUUAAUCCCAGUUCUCUAUCAAUUUAAUUAAUAUGUAAGUUCUCUUUCCAUUAACAUAGUAAAUGUUGAUGAUACUGGUUUUAUUUAUGCACCAUGAAUAACAUAACAGAUUAGAAUAGAUUGAGUGUGUCAUUCAAAUGUCCUCACAAAUUUUAGUGUCGAUGAUGUACAUCAAGCAGUCUAUCUGAAAUCUGGCAGAUUUAUGAAGUAAAUGUAACGAAGAUUUAAAUAAAAAAAAUGUUCAGCUCUUCAGAAAUCAGAAAAUUAUUUUAUUAGGUCUGUGAAAGAAUUUUUUAAAAACAUUUGAAUCUUUUCGGUCAGUUGGUGUAAAAUGUUAAAAAGUUGUCUAUAGAUCAUAUUGUACAUGUUACAUACCUAUGGAUUAGAAUGAGAACUGUUUUUAAGGUAUAAAAUUCCAAACAUUGAAAUGGUUGUCUGGUUAGAACAUAUUUAAAUUUCUAUCAGAAACACUACAAUUUAAAUACUAAACAUUUUGGCCCCAGUUUAAUUUCAUCAUUAUUCCUCAAGUUAAGACAUUCCUUAACCAGGUUAAGGAGUUUUCUGAAGUUACAGAACAUUUAUGAAACCACGGCCCAAGAUAUUCAGGGGUUAGAUACCGAUAUUCAAUUCUGAAAGUAACGCGCAUGGUAAAUUGAGAAUAGAAAAUUGUUGAAAUUUUUUUAAACAGUGCUGGGAUGUUUUUGUUUACUUUUACAAAAUUAUGCAAAAUCAUCGUAAUUAAUCAUCAUACAUAUAUAAAUAUAUAUAUAAUAUACAUAUAAUUGUGCAAUAUUCCCUGUCUUCAUUGUUAUGGUGCAAAGUUAUGUGUAAAAAUAAACCAACUCUUCAACAUA
This is a messenger RNA of Pecten maximus, 9704 nucleotides long. Its product is annotated as calcium-dependent secretion activator 1-like. The transcript has 29 exons. NCBI's taxonomy places the organism in Eukaryota, Metazoa, Mollusca, Bivalvia, Pectinida, Pectinidae. The coding region runs from base 106 to 3915 and encodes 1269 amino acids. Gene Ontology annotation, biological process: dense core granule exocytosis; synaptic vesicle exocytosis. The record is from RefSeq and is a predicted model, not a curated record.